UAAGAAUGUUUUUUUGUUAAUCAGGACCUCUUUACACAAGAUGGGGUGCUGCUCAAAUCAGCCUCAAACCGGCUGAGCCCAGACUUGAAUUCGCCCGGAAUGCUCUGUAUUGUCCAGAACGGAGAUGGCACAAAAUGUAUUGAGUGGCGACCAAACGACUUGAUCACUAUCGACUCCGACACACAAGACCAGGAAUGGGCAGUGGUUAACACUAUUGGCCGUCGUCAACGCACACUCAGCGGGAACAUGACGUCAGACUACGCCACAGCUCGCGCCCGCAUCAUCAAGAUCCCUCUUCAGGACCUAAAAACGUUCCGGAUAACCCGCAACAGCCAGCAGAUGCAGUUCUCCACGAAACCUGGCGUUUGGCAGACCACAUUCUACUUCCAACACGGGAACGCGGAAAUAUUCGUCGCCUAUCUAAAGAACCACGUCAAAACGGCGAAGACGAGGCACGAUAGAAACACAUACGUCGUCGUUGAACCUAACAUUGAAUCGCAAGUUCUUAACAGGUCCUUCGCAGAGUUGGAUAUUUUUACGGAGAAUACAACAGAUGUGGUGUGGAAUUUGGUGUCGAAUUUCAAGCAGAGGCCCUAUGAGACUACUAUGGAAGCCUUUUCCAAGCUCACUGAUAUUGUUUAUUACGGCAACGAAGGUAUGAACGGCAAGAGGGACGUCUCUGAAGAAGUGGCCGAGUUGCUGACCAAGAGUAUGAGCGCGCUGGAAGACGCCACCACCGUCACGCGAGCCGAGGAGUACGAGGUCGUCAGCGUCAAGCCCACGCUGCCGCCGCGGCCCUCUAUACCUAGAGGCGCUCCACUGUCGACUGAGAAGUGGGAGGGACUCCAGGACACAGAGGGCCGCGUCACGGAGGUGGAGGGCGUCAAACAGUUGAUAUUCCGAGGCGGCGUCGCGCACACAAUCAGACAAUCAGUUUGGAAAUACCUCCUCGAUUACUACCCCUGGAGAAUGACACACUCUGAACUCCGCUCUCUACAGAAGAAGAAGACAGAAGAAUACUUCUCCAUGAAGCUGCAAUGGCGAUCCAUGACCGAAGGGCAGGAGGCCCGGUUUUCAGAAUACAGGGACAGAAAAAGUCUGGUGGAAAAGGAUGUUAACAGAACAGACAGAACCCACCCGUUCUUUGCGGGAGAUAAUAACCCAAACUUGGUGGUCCUCCAGGAUAUACUCAUGACGUAUGUUAUGUACAACUUUGACCUGGGCUAUGUGCAAGGAAUGAGUGACAUAUUGGCACCAUUGUUGUUGUUGAUGGGCAAUGAAGUGGACAGCUUUUGGUGUUUCGUCGGGUUCAUGGACAAAAUUGAGUCGAACUUCGACAUGGACCAGGCCGGCAUGAAGCAGCAGCUGCAGCAGCUGCAAGCGCUGCUGUCGUUCGCGAGCCCGGCGCUGGCCCAGCACCUCGCGCAGAAAGACUCCGCUAACAUGUACUUCUGCUUCCGCUGGCUGCUCGUCUGGUUCAAGCGGGAGUUCUCGCAUGGAGACAUUAUGAGGCUAUGGGAGGUGCUUUGGACCGGGUUGCCAUGUAGCAAUUUCCAUUUACUAGUUUGUGUUGCCAUACUCGACGCCGAAAAGGACAUUAUCAUGGGCAAAGACUACGGUUUUACGGAAAUUUUGAAGCACGUCAACGACCUAUCAAUGUGUCUCGACGUAGACAGAAUACUGAGCACAGCAGAAGGCAUAUACCACCAAGUGGUGUCCGCGCCACACCUCACCGACCAAAUCCGAGUCAUCAUCGGCCUAGCCCCCCUCAAGCUUGCCGCUUCCACCAGCUCGGAAGAAGCGACCACAUCGAAAUCGGCCCAGCAAGCCAACGGUACGGGUGACUGCACCGCGGAGAGAGAUAUGGAGGAAGAUACACUCGAAUAUGACGGAUUACAAAUUAAUAUUGUUACGAAAACUGUGUGGGCAUUGCUCGCUUAGUCGACGAAUACAAAGUAGCUACUUACAGCCCGACAAGGAUCUGGAUGAGCGUGGCGGGAAUCGGAACUACAAAAGUUAUUCUAAUUUUUGACAGAUUAGUUUGGAAGUGGCGCCGCCGCGCUGCGUUUGCCAGGAUCGUGGUCGGACUGUAAAAUGGAAGUUAUAUUUUUAUACUUUUAUAAUAUCCGCUGUAUGAACAUGCUUGCCUCCUAUUUGAUACAUUCAUCAUAUUAUGGUACCUAACCAUUUUCGAAACUAAUAUAAAAUACACUACCCACCGAUUCAUUCAUUGCCUGUGCCUUAAUUUUGCCGCGAAUUUUUUCUAAUUCUCUUUUAAAUAUUUUUAUAUCCACAUUUGGUUUAUUUCUCUAUAGGUUUUAUAAUAUACAAACAUACAUUUCAAUAAAUCAUUGUCAAUUCAUAAUGUACCAAGGUGCUAACUACACAGUUUACAAUCUCAAAUAGGAGAAUCAAUAUUAAUACUAAAACCUUUGUUAGAUCGACAUAAUUCACAUAACAAUUCCAAUAUUAUAUUACCCGUGUCUCUAUUAGUAUUUUAUGUGCAAUUUAAAAUGCGUUAUAACAUAGUUUUCAUAAUUUUAGAAGUUUCAAAUUGAUAUUAAUGUGAUUUUAGUAGGUAUUAUUCACAAUUUCGAUUUUCCAGUAAUUAUUGACACAACUGCAACUGUAAUAGAAGUGGCCAAAUAUUAUUAUUUAUUGUAUCCUGUAACAAUUUAUGCAUAAAAUAAUAAGUUUCAAUAGUUAUGCCAGCUUAUCAAUCUAUGAAGAAAUUCUCAAUUGAUUUUGAGUAAUAAGGUAGGCCGCCACCAACCGGCCAUUCUGGAAAUCAUUGGGGAAGGCCUAUGUUCAGCAGUGGACGUCCUAUGGCAAAAAUGAUGAAUAAGCUAAUGAUAUAAAAAUAGCAAAAUCUAUUGCAGAAAUUCGUCUCUUGAAAGUUGGCCUGCUGUUGUCGGUAAUGAGAUGAUACAGUUUGUAAUAUCAUUCAAAAUAUAGGUUCGUUUAUUUGAUUGACCUUUAUGGUUUUUUAAGCCAUCCCAAAAAUUGGUUGUAUAAUGUUUUAUUGAUAAAAUUGGAAAAGACUUCUUGUGAUACACUUGGCUUUAGCAUUGGAGGUGGAUUUUGUAAGAAAAAUUGAAAUUUGUUUAGUUAAAAGAACCAGGAAAAUUUAGUUUAAUUUAAUUUAAAUUAUAAAUAAUGUUUAAUAAUAACAGUUUCGCUUUCGUUUCGAAAAAGCUGUGCAAUUCGAUAUG
Ostrinia furnacalis (Asian corn borer) is the source of this 3212-nucleotide messenger RNA. It is a transcript of the gene Tbc1d15-17, whose product is annotated as TBC1 domain family member 15/17. Bases 100 to 1941 code for a protein of 613 amino acids. Lineage: Eukaryota; Metazoa; Arthropoda; Insecta; Lepidoptera; Crambidae. The record is from RefSeq and is a predicted model, not a curated record. The transcript is spliced from 9 exons. Gene Ontology annotation, biological process: activation of GTPase activity. Gene Ontology annotation, molecular function: GTPase activator activity.